CUGGAGGAAAUUUACAAACUUAACUAGCAGCAGCAGCAGUCCUGUCUGUCUCAUGAUGGGACACUUCUAACUCAGCUUUCUAUACAUUUGUGAUGGUUUUAAAUGUUUCAUUAUGUCAGAAAUGCUACUAAAAGAGAUGGAUGACAUUUCUCUCGAGCCUGCUAAGGUGGAGGAGGAGCCGGAAAACGGACGAAGUUUCCUUCUGGUGGACGAAAACGAAAACUUGAAGGUAAACGACGAAGCCCAUUUUUUGCAGCGUUUGGGCUGCAGUGCCGCUCAAGGAGUCAAAGUUGUUUCCAUCUUCGGCAACACGGGUGAUGGCAAGUCCCACACGCUCAAUCACGUUCUUUUCGAAGGCGAGGAGGUGUUUGCUACGUCUCCUUCCCCAACCUCCUGCACAGUGGGGGUAUGGGCCGCUUACGAUCCUCACCUAAACUUGAUAGUGCUGGAUACGGAGGGGCUGCUCGGUGCCACCAACCAGCAAAACCGGAGGAUGCGUCUGCUGCUGAAGGUUCUGGCCGUGUCAGAUGUGGCCAUUUACCGCACACGAGCCGAGAGGCUGCACAACGACUUGUUUCAGUUCCUCGGCAGCGCGUCGGCCGCUUACCUGAAGUACUUUACUCCUGAGCUCAAGACGCUUUCCAACCGCUGUGGUCUAAAUGUGCCUCUGUCCAGCCUUGGGCCCGCUGUAAUUGUUUUUCAGGAGACCUCUCGCACUCAGCUGUUGGGUCAGGAUAGUUCUGUCCCGGUGCAAGCAGACACACUUCUUCAAAAGCGUUUUCAUGAUCUGGGCCAGAGCACAGAAGCCUUCAACUCAGUUCAGUAUGUUGGGACUCAGACUAUCACUCCACCUACAGACUACUCACAGUUAAUGAAGAUAGUCAACGACCAGGUGAACAACACAGCCACACGAGCUCCACGACAGCCUGCCAUCGUGUUCAGUGCACUGAAGGCAUUGAGUGACAGGUUCUGUGGAGAGAUCUCGGAUGAGAAAAUCAACAUAUGCUCCUUCUUUCCUGACGAAUAUUUCACGUGUCCGUCAGCCUGUCUCAGCUGCAACGUUCGGUGUAAGAAUGGCAUGAACCACCAGAAAGAUGGCAUCCCUCACAUGGCUGAUGGACUGUGCCAGUAUGCCCACCAAUACAACAAUAAAGUUCUCAUCUGCAAGAGGUGCUAUGAGGGUGGACGGGAAGUGAUCGUUGUGCCCAAAACAUCUGCCUCGACCGAAAACCAAUGGCUUGGUCUGGCCAAGUAUGCAUGGUCUGGAUAUGUUUUGGAGUGUGCCAGCUGUGGCAUCAUCUACCAGCAGUACUGGAUAGGCAACCAGGACCCAGAGAGCAGUGUGGUGCGGCCGGAGGUUAAGCAUGUGUGGCAGGGGACUGACACUUUCCAGACGGACCAUCAGAAUGCAGCUCAGAGGGUUUUAGAUGGUGUGAAUUUUAUCAUCCAGUCAGUGACUGAAUACAGUUCAGGACCAACCAAAGCUGUAACUGCCUGGCUCACAGAUCAGGUGGCUCCACCCUACUGGAAACCCAACGCUGAAAUCAUUAAAUGUAAUGGCUGCAAUAGAAAGUUUGAGGAAGCAGAAAGGAAACAUCACUGUCGGGCGUGUGGUGAGGGUUUCUGUCAGGCCUGCUCUACACACAGUAUGCCCGUGCCUGAGAAGGGCUGGGGUGGGACCCCUGUAAGAGUUUGUGAUGCCUGUUAUAGACAAGGAGGAGCGCCACCUGCUGGACAGGUGGCCCAGAUUGAACCCCGGUCCCUAGUCGCCCGUAGAGUGACAGAAGUUGCUCAGUCCACGCUUGAUAUGGUCUCCACCGCUGUGGAUUACCCUCUGUGUUUUGUAAAGGGCGUGGCUAGGCCAGAAUAUUGGGUCCCGGACCAUGAGAUCACUCAGUGCCACUGCUGCAGUAAGACCUUCACCCCCAGCAUGUCAAAGCAUCACUGCAGGGCAUGCGGGCAGGGAGUUUGCAGCAAGUGCUCCUCUAAGACCAGGCCUGUGCCCUCUCACGGCUGGGACCACCCGGUGCGGGUCUGUGAUGGCUGUGCCGAAAGCAGAGAUUCCUUAUGACUCCUCUGUCCGCUGGAGACCAACCUCCACUUUGAAAUGUCUCUAAACAGGAACUCACAUAAAAUAUGGCCCUUUAUUUACAGUUCUGUCUUUAUACUUGGGGUUCACCGGUUUGUGUUUCCAAGCCUGAAAGUCUGUUUGGAGGCAACCACUAUAAACUCUCAGGCAUUUUAUUAGGCUUUUUCAGAAUUAAAAUCAGAGAAAGAAAUUCAGAAAGAAGAUUAAUGCGUUUUGGUGGAUUUGGACACUAUAGUUUAGUACUGGCGCUGAGUAAUAAGUCACUUAUGUGCAUUACUGUAUAUAAAAACUGUGUUUAUUAAACACUUUAAUUUUUUUAAUUCCAAGGAUAAGAUUUAUCCUUUGUUAACUAAACUGGCAAGUCAGAAUAAAGAGUAAAUAUUAAAGUUUAACCAGAAAAUAAAAAAUUCUGUCAUGAUUUACUCACCCUCAUGUUACUCCACUAGAGGUCGAUGUUGUUUACAUGAAGCCUAUGGGCUUGAUGGCUGCAGCAGCAGGUAGUUUUUUUUUUUGUUGUAAUGAAAUUUUGCUUCUCUCACAAAGUAUCCAAUAAUAUUAUCAGAUUUAAAAUACAGCACACAAGUCAUGGUCUCAAAUUGUAAUUUUAUUAAGGUAUUUUUAUCAUAAAAUUUUCUAUAGCUCACACCCCUAUUCACAUUCCCAAUAGUACCUUGUAUUGGUGAAUUAUGACAGAAUUCAAUGUUUUUGUGUAAACUAACUAUUUAGCAUAUCUUAUACAAUUUAACAUGGGUAGAUACUUUAAAGAUUAACAUCUCAUAUUAUUAUAACAAAAUUGCUCUCAGUUGCUGCAGAUUUAUACUUCAUUUCAGGAACAGAAAUAACUUUAGUGAUUUUUUUCGAUUUAAUGUAAUUGCAUUGAGUUUGGAAAUCACAUUCCAGUUACAUUACAGUUAUGUGUUGAAUCCUGUGAGCUUAUAUCUCUGUGUUUUUCAUUCUCAUCAUGUAAUAUUUCAGUACUGAUAACUUUAAUUUGACUGCACUUUAUCUUAUCUUUACUCUUGUGGUCAGUUAUUUCUCUUUAGUUGAGAGAGCCACGUAAUUGUAUUACAAAAAUAUGCAAACUGUACAUUUAAUGCUGUGUAUAAAUAUGUAUAACAGAACAUUUUAUCAUUCAGCUGUGCCUAAGAGAUCUCAGCCACUAUCUGACAUGUCAACUUUGCAUUAUUUCAUAAUGUGGGUGUGCGGGUGUUUACUGAACAUGAUACAAACUAAAUGCUGAUGGCUGAAUCAAGCCAUCACAACAGGAUUAUUGUUCAAUUGCUCAUAAAAGGCACUUUAUUCAUUUUUGUAUGUUUUAUUUUGAUUGAAUGAGUUCAGUUUGAAUUUAGUUUUUUUUCUUUUAGCUUCUAUACUUUGUACUUUUAUGAAAUACAUCAUUUAGUCUUCUAUGAAGGGAUUUAACCAAAGCAGUAGAUUUAUUUGCAUUAAACCGAAUCUGCUUUUGACAAUCCUUGUAAUCUUGUUUUGAAUAGCCAAUACUAUUUCUCUGGCUUUUCAAAAUAUUAAAGCUUUUUAAAACAACCUA
Molecule: messenger RNA, 3635 nt
Organism: Paramisgurnus dabryanus
Lineage: Eukaryota; Metazoa; Chordata; Actinopteri; Cypriniformes; Cobitidae
Product: zinc finger FYVE domain-containing protein 1
Biological process (GO): lipid droplet formation
Cellular component (GO): lipid droplet
Molecular function (GO): GTP binding; phosphatidylinositol-3,4-bisphosphate binding; phosphatidylinositol-3,4,5-trisphosphate binding
Source: RefSeq, a predicted model, not a curated record